Molecule: messenger RNA, 5460 nt
Organism: Sphaerodactylus townsendi
Lineage: Eukaryota; Metazoa; Chordata; Lepidosauria; Squamata; Sphaerodactylidae
Gene: SLC38A10
Product: solute carrier family 38 member 10
Exons: 16
Coding region: 219-3488 (1089 amino acids)
Biological process (GO): amino acid transmembrane transport
Molecular function (GO): amino acid transmembrane transporter activity
Source: RefSeq, a predicted model, not a curated record
AGCAGGCCAGGGGAACUGUGUGCGACGUGUGCUGUUGGAGCCGGCCUUCAAGAGAGUUAGAUCGGGGGCUGCUCGCGCGCGCUACAACAACCGCCCCUCCCCCGGCUCUUGGUAGUUCAGCCGGCUCCCCUCCCUGCGGUGCCUCCCCCCCGGUCCUCCCCCCCCCCGGGGCUCCGUCCUCCUUCCCUCGUGUGCUGUCAUCCCUUCCCCCCUUGGCCAUGGCUUCCACGUCCUCUGCAGGUUCCAACUGGGGCCUGAUCAUGAACAUCGUGAACAGCAUUGUGGGGGUCAGCGUGCUAACUAUGCCCUUCUGCUUUCGACAGUGUGGCAUCUUUUUGGGAGCCCUGCUGCUUGUUUUCUGCUCCUGGAUGACUCAUCAAUCCUGUAUGUUCCUAGUGAAAUCAGCCAAUCAAAGCAAACGCAGGACCUAUCCUGGGCUAGCCUUCCAUGCCUAUGGAAAAGCUGGGAAGAUGCUGGUGGAAACCAGUAUGAUUGGACUGAUGCUGGGAACCUGCAUUGCUUUCUACGUUGUUAUUGGUGACUUGGGAUCAAAUUUUUUUGCCCGGUUAUUUGGAGUUGAGGUGAAUGGCAUCUUCCGGGUAGUCCUGCUGGUGAUUGUCUCCCUCUGCAUUGUGCUUCCGCUGAGCCUCCAGAGGAACAUGAUGGCUUCCAUACAGUCUUUCAGUGCCAUGGCUCUGAUCUUUUACACCGUGUUUAUGUUUGUGAUCGUGCUCAGUUCUUUCAGACAUGGCCUGUUUGGCGGGCAGUGGUUGCAGCGGGUCAGUUACACACGCUGGGAGGGCAUUUUUCGCUGCAUUCCUAUCUUUGGCAUGUCUUUUGCCUGUCAAUCCCAGGUCUUGCCAACCUACGAUAGCCUGGAUGAGCCGUCUGUUAAAAUCAUGAGCUCCAUAUUUGCCUCCUCGCUAAAUGUGGUCACCACCUUUUACAUUAUGGUGGGGUUCUUUGGCUACGUGAGCCACACUGAAGAAAUUGCUGGGAAUGUGCUGAUGAACUUCCCAUCCAAUCCAGUGACGGAGAUGAUACGUGUGGGGUUCAUGAUGUCUGUAGCGGUUGGAUUUCCGAUGAUGAUUCUGCCAUGCCGGCAGGCAUUAAAUACCCUUCUUUUUGAGCAGCAGCAAAAAGACGGGACAUUUGCUGCAGGAGGUUAUAUGCCACCUCUGCGCUUUAAAGCACUGACAUUGGCUGUUGUAUUUGGAACCAUGCUCGGGGGCAUCAUGAUCCCAAACGUGGAGACCAUUUUGGGCCUAACAGGUGCGACGAUGGGAAGCCUCAUUUGUUUUAUCUGCCCAGCUCUUAUUUACAAGAAACUCCACAAGAAUGCCCUUUGCUCACAGAUCAUAUUAUGGAUCGGUUUGGGCGUACUGGUCAUUAGCACCUACACUACCCUAUCUGCAGUGGAAGAUACCCCAACAAAAAUAGCAGCUGUGGAACCAGGCAAGCUGCCGGAAGGGAUGAAGGACAUACCAGAUCCAGAUUCUUUCAAAGUCCCAGACCAGAACCUACCAGUGGAAAAAUUGGGUGAUGACCGUGACAAACCCAAGCCAGAGAACGAGAAAGAAGACAUGGAACAGCCACAGAUCAGGGUCCCCAUUGAUGUCCCCAAGAGAGAUGAGAAGGAGAAACCGAAGGAGGAGGUGCAGCUAGACCGGCCUGAUCAAGGCAUUGCCCUCCCUGUAGGAGAAGCACACCGCCACGAGCCACCUGUGCCUCAUGAUGCGGUGGUGGUGGACGAAGGUCAGGACCGCGAGGAGCCUGAAGAGGAGAAGCAGCCACCGGCCAAGAAGGAUGUCCUGGGGGAGGGGAAACCUGUGCCAGAGAAGGAACAGGCGCAGCCUCAGCCUGUUCCUGAGCAAGCAAAAGAAGACGGUGCCCAGGAGAAGGCGAAGGACCAUCCCAUCAAAGACCCCAAGCCUGUGCCGGAGGUGGCUGCACGUGAGGAUGAGCGGCCCCCUUACAAAGACCUGGAACUGGACAGCCAGGAUGAGAGGAGAGAGAAGGCUGUGGGUGAGAAGGACAGUGCCAAAGAAGGAGUCAAAUCUGUGGAGAAUGAGAAAGAACGUCGCGAAAAGGAAGAGCCGCUGCCGCCAGAGCAACCAGAACCCGCCCAAGCUGAGCAGAGGGAGAUCCGGAACGUGGAAGAGAAUUCAGACAGCAAGCUGGAGGAAGCUGGCAAAGAGAAGCUGCUUGACCACGAAGUCCUGCUGCAAGUGAUUAAGGAACAGCAGGUGCAGCAGAAGCAGCUCUUGGACCAGCAAGCCAAGCUGCUGGCCGUGAUUGAGGAGCAGCACAAGGAGAUCCACCAGCAGAGACAGGAAGAGGGAGGAGAGGAAAAGCCAAAGCCAGAAACUCACGAGGAACCUGACCUGCCUCUUUCCAAGAACAAGGCGAGAGAGGAAGGCCUUGCAAGUAAAAUUGAAGAUGCAGCAAAGGAUACACCUAAUGAGGGUCAUUCUUUGCAUGGGCUCAAUCACCAACUCCUGGACUCAGAAGGACAGGGAAGGCAGCAGGCCGCAGGUCCAGAAGGUGAGCUGAAGCAUGUACACAAAUUAACAAGAGCUCCGCCUAAAAAUCCAGCAUCCCUAAAUGUCGGUGAAAAUAUCGCACAGCACCAAGCAGGGAAAAAUUCAGCAGAGAAGCUAGUAGAACCAGUCAGAAGUGAUUCGCAGAUAGCAGGGGCUGAUGGAGAACGUCAAGAGAAGCAGAAAGAAAACCACGAUGCUCAGUUGGCCCAAGACGCUCAGGAGAAAAUGAAGAAUGUGCACAAAAAAGAUGAGAUUGGGGGAAAGGUUGGAGGCCAGAAAGAGAUGCUUGGUGAAGCUAAAGUCCAUGUUGGGAAGAUUGCUCAGAGAGUCCCUGAAAGAGAACAGCUUGCCAGAGUUAAUCAAGAGGAGCUGAAGAAUCAAGAAAAGCAAGCAGAUCCUGCGUACAAGGCAAAGGUUGCUGAAAGUGUGCAACAGAUCCAGAAGAUCUCAGGAGCUGUGAUUGCUGACAAGACUGGGGAGAAACAGACCACUUUAGGCCAGGCUGAUGGACUGCAAGGCCAGGGAGGCAGUAGCAAAGGCAGGGCAGCCGGGAAAUUCCACAUUCCACAGACAAAUCAAGCCGGUGAAUUCAAGCUAGGUGCCGAAAGCGAGCCCAAAAACCCGGGCAAGUUGCCUGAGUCUGAAGGCGACCAUAUCUUCAAGACAGAGGUGAUUGCUGCUCCCAGGGAGCAUGGAAAUGUGAAACCUAACCGAGACCUGAAGCUGAAGGAAGAUCUGGAUUUGCGCCGCAGGAGACGAGACCUGGAGGAAGAGGAGGAAGAGAAAGGGAGGGUGAUCAUUGGACUUAACCCCCUCCCAGACGUGAGAGUCAACGACUUGCGCAGUGCGCUGGAGACUCAGUUAAAUCAGGUGGCAGAAGGUGCCCAGCCAGCACUUCACAGUCGACAAAUAAAACAGAUGCCGGUGGCAGAAGAAGAGGUGUGAGAUCAGGACUUCAUACUAUUGACCAGGUGUUGGAGGCUGGUGGCUACUUUGGGAUGUCUGUUACUGAGCUAAUGGCAAUUGAGUGUGUAACUGCCGGCAGUCUGAAUCAGUUGAGUCUGCAAGAACUGAGCUCUGAAGACUGAGCAAAUGUUGACCUGUGGGUGCGCCAGAGGGAAAGGAAUUUUGCUGCUGCCAGCCAGUUUCAUAUUCCAAUACUGUAACGCCCAGUCUCUUCAAUGUGCUGGUGGUGAAUCAGCAGAAACCAGGAUCAUCAACCCUCUGGGUUUAAAUGAAUAUUUGUCACCUUUCCAAAGAAGCAUUUGAAUUCAGUGCUUGCUCAGUUGCCUUUAACGAUAUGCUUUAAUUUCCGUGUUUUAAACUUGAAUCUAGUUUCACGUUGGCAAUUUGGAAACUUUCCGUGCCUGUAUAUGUGUGUUUGUUGCUCAAAUUAAUUUUCUAGGUUCACCCGUUUAGGGCACAGUUGUCCUGCUUUGGAAUUGAUAUCCCAAAAGUGAAAGAAGUUUUAAAGGGUCUAAAAUGAGAAGAUAAUCCAUUGGUCCUGGGUAAAAUUCUUAGGAAUUUAGGGUUCAUUAGUAUUGGAUUAAUCUUUAAACACGUUUAUAAGUUGCAGUUCAGAUUUUUUCCCCAGUUACUUCAUUAAUUAGCAAUAAUAAAGAGGUCACUCAUUCUGCCUUAGCUGUUAAAUCUAAGGCUUUUGUUUUUAAAACAUCUCUAUCUCAAGUGCAUUAUCGGAUUUCAUACUGUGUGUGAAAUGGAAGUCACUUGCUGUGAGAGGAAAUAGUGAUAAAUUGAAAUGAAGGAGGCAUUAUCAAGGUUUGUAUCUACCUCUUUCCUCCAUUUUGUGAGAACAUGCAGUGUUUAGAGUUCUCGCUGCCUGCUCUCCUAGUUCUUCAGUCAUUUGUAUGAGAUUUGGUACUGUUGAUUUUGGAGUCUCAGCAUCUGCAGUUGAGAAAGGAGGUCUGCUUCAGGUGUGCAGGUAAGAAUCCUGGCUUUUGCUGUAACAAACAAUAUGAUAGCACAGAGACUUCCCUUUGGUCUUGAAUGCACCCAGCAGCCAGUGGUAUCUGCCCAUCUAAUCCAGUUGUGAUUCUCCCAAGUUACAAACCUGAUGAAACUUGGCAACAUGGGAGCAUUUUGUUACAAACAAGCUAAAAAGCCUUGAUGUCUCUUAUCUCAUAUUGGUCUGUUGUUCUAGAAUAAGCAGGAGUCCAGGAAAUACUGGUGAGGACAUUGCCUCUAAGACAGUUGCCUUCCAGGUUCUUGCACUGUUGAUCCUGACAAAUUGAAUUGAACUGGAUGCUGUCUUUUCCCAUGCCUUGUCCAGCAAAGUGUGUUCAGUGUAAUUCCAUUAGAGGACACAGAGAAACGCGACUGGUUCCUCUCGCGUGCUCUGAGGGCUGUCUGCCUUGUCAUAAACGUGAUCAUCAUUACAGCCUUAAUCUUCAGGAGUCUCACCGAGUGGCGCUGCUUAAAGCACAAUUAACCAGAGCCGGGAUUACUAUCUCUUCAGUUUUUUUCUAAAGAGGAAGGAAUUAUAUGUAAAUGUGAUUUCUGUUUCAGGGAUCUAGGGUUUUGUGUGUGUGCUUGAGUUUUUGGUUUUUUUGGUAUUAAAAGCCAGGCGCGUUUUAUUAGUAUGCAGUGACUAUGGAGGUAUCAGCCAAGUGCUGUCCUGUCAACCAAGACCAAGAAUGGUAUGAGUGUGUGCCGUGUCUGCAAGCAAAAGGACCAAAGAUAAUUCUGACAUGCCUCCGUAGAGCAACUGAAUUUUAAACAAACUGUCUUCAAGCAACAAAGGGGAGGGGGAGGAAAGAAAGGGGGCUGGGGACUUCAACUGGAAUUUCUCCUUUUCUGCCAUAGCACCAGUUCCAAUUUACCCUGUUUUACAAUGACAAGGGGGGGGGGGUGUAUAACCAAGCAGCACAAACCAAUAAAAUAAAUUCAAGCAUUUUUA